AUAGCUCAGGUCAAUUCUUAGUAGUGCAUGGCAUUAAGCUCCUAAAGAAGUUCUAACAUUCACAAUAUUCUGUAGCUGUGUAUUCUUGUUAUUUUUGUUCAUCUUGUUCAUUUUCUCUGCUAUGUUACAUUAACAUGAAUGCUAUUAGUACUGCUGCUGGUGCAACAGAGUGGAGAAUUAGAAUGUCUGAUGGCUCGUCCGCGAUUUUGGUACCAGAAUCAAGCGUUAUAACUAGAAUAUAUAUUUCAGUUAAAAGCUUCUUUAAAACCAUUAUCUUGGUAUUCUGGAGAUUUUUGGAGAAAGCAUGGAACAUAGGAAUGAAUGAACCUAGAAAAGUGAUCCACUGUAUCAAGGUUGGAAUUGCUCUAAGUUUCGUCUCGCUAUUUUAUUAUAUGAAACCUUUAUAUGAAGGUGUUGGAGGAACUGCAAUGUGGGCAGUUCUAACUGUUGUGGUGGUUUUUGAGUACACUGUAGGUGCAACACUUUACAAAUGCUUAAACAGAGCUACUGGAACUUUUCUUGCUGGAUUUCUUGCUAUAGGAAUCCACUGGAUUGCCAAUCAAUCAGGCAAAAGAUUUGAGCCUAUAAUUAUGGGAGCUUCCAUUUUCAUAUUAGCCUCAGCGGCAACCUUUUCAAGAUUCAUUCCUGCAGUGAAAGCGCGGUUUGAUUAUGGCGCUAUGAUCUUCAUCUUGACUUUCACUUUGGUUUCAAUAUCUGGAUAUCGCGUUGAGAACUUAUUGAACAUGGCUCACGAGAGAGCAUCAACGAUCAUUAUCGGAGCUUCUUUGUGUGUUAUUACAAGCAUUCUCAUAUUUCCAAUUUGGGCUGGUGAAGAGCUCCAUAAACUUGUCAUUAGUAAUUUGGAAAAGCAAGCAGAGUCCUUAGAUUGCUGUGUAGCUGAGUAUUUUAGUGUCACUGAAGACACAAAAACCAAUACUAAGAAAAUGUUAGCUUUCAAGUGUGUGCUGAAUUCUAAGGCCUCAGAAGAAACAAUGGCCAACUUUGCAAGAUGGGAACCAGCUCAUGGCAAUUUUAACUUUCAACAUCCAUGGAAAUAUUAUCUUAAGAUCAGUGCAUCGAUGCGAAGUUGUGCCUGUUGCAUUGAAUCUCUAACUAGCUGUAUCAAUCAAAAAGAUCAGGCAUCUGAGUUCUUAAGAAAGCAGCUUAGUAACACUUGCCAACAAGUAAGUUCAAGUACAGCUGAGAUAUUGAAAGAGUUAGCACUGAACAUGAAAACUAUGAGAAAAUCCUCCAGGAUUGAUAUCUUAAUACAAGAAAAGAAUAGCGCGAUUCAAGAGUUGGAAACUCAGCUGAAAGAAGUCUCAGGAUUGCUCAUUGUGCCAAAGGGGGCCAAGAAUGACAAGGAAGAAGAGAAGCCAGUUGUGAGAACAGGCAAUGUUAUACCAAUGGUGGAAAUUAUACCAGCUGCAACAUUUGCUUCGUUAGUUAUUGAAAUCGCUACGAGGAUUGAAGGAGUUGUUGAUGCAGUUGAAGAAUUAUUCAAAAUGGCCAAAUUCAAAAUUGAAGAUGCUGAGAUGAUCAAACCAAACCAACCAGUCAUCAAGAUCAUAAACUAGUAGGAGUAUUACUGAUAGAUAAACUUUAAUCAAUACUUCAUGUCUUAGUAUGUUCACGUGACCAAAUGCUCAUGUUGUACUACUCAUCCCACUCCUAACACUUCACUGUGUAUGAAUAAUACUAGUUUCUGA
This is a messenger RNA of Nicotiana attenuata, 1709 nucleotides long. Its product is annotated as aluminum-activated malate transporter 10-like. The record is from RefSeq and is a predicted model, not a curated record. The coding region runs from base 135 to 1577 and encodes 480 amino acids. Gene Ontology annotation, cellular component: plant-type vacuole membrane. Gene Ontology annotation, biological process: malate transport. The transcript is spliced from 6 exons. NCBI's taxonomy places the organism in Eukaryota, Viridiplantae, Streptophyta, Magnoliopsida, Solanales, Solanaceae.